This is a messenger RNA of Closterium sp. Naga37s-1, 1254 nucleotides long. The record is from the annotation of a GenBank genome assembly. Lineage: Eukaryota; Viridiplantae; Streptophyta; Zygnematophyceae; Desmidiales; Closteriaceae.
GUGGACGUUGACGUGGACUGGACGUGGACGUGCAUGGACGUGGUCGUAGUCUUGGACGUGGACGUGGACGUGGACCUGGACGUGGACGUGGACGUGGACGUGGACGUGGACGUGGAGGUGGACGUGGACGUGGACGUGGACGUGGACGUGGACGUGGACGUGGACGUGGACGUGGACGUGGACCUGGUCGUGGUCGUGGACGUGGACGUGGACUUGGACGUGGACGUGGACGUGGUCGUGGACGUGGACGUGGACUUGGACGUGGUCGUGGACGUGGACGUGGACGUGGACGUGGACUUGGAGGUGGUCGUGGACGUGGACUUGGACGUGGUCGUGGUCGUGGACGUGAACGUGGACUUGGACGUGGUCGUGGACGUGGACGUGAACGUGGACGUGGACUUGGACGUGGUCGUGGACGUGGACGUGGACGUGGACUUGGAGGUGGUCGUGGACGUGGACUUGGACGUGGUCGUGGUCGUGGACGUGAACGUGGACUUGGACGUGGUCGUGGACGUGGACGUGAACGUGGACGUGGACUUGGAGGUGGUCGUGGACGUGGACGUGGACGUGGACGUGGUCGUGGACGUGGACGUGGACGUGGACGUGGACGUGGACUUGGACUUGGACUUGGACGUGGACGUGGACGUGUACGUGGACGUGGUCGUGGACGUGGACGUGGACGUGGACGCGGUCGUGGACUUGAACGUGGACGUGGAGGUGGUCGUGGAGGUGGUCGUGGACGUAGACGUGGACGUGGACGUGGACGUGGACGUGGACGUGGACGUGGACCUGGACGUGGACCUGGACGUGGUCGUGGACGUGGACGUGGACGUGGUCGUGGACGUGGACGUGGACGUGGACGUGGACCUGGUCGUGGUCGUGGAGGUGGACGUGGUCGUGGAGGUGGACGUGGUCGUGGAGGUGGUCGUGGACGUGGACGUGGACGUCGACGUGGACGUGGACGUGGACGUGGACGUGGUCGUGGACUUGGACGUGGACUUGGACCGGGACGUGGACGUGGACGUGGACGUGGACGUGGACCUGUACGUGGACGUGGACGUGGACGUGGACGUGGCCGUGGACUUGGAAGUGGACGUGGCCGUGGUUGUGGCCGUGGUCGUGGACGUGGACGUGGACUUGGACAUGGACGUGGACGUGGACGUGGACGUGGACUUGGACGUGGUCGUGGACGUGGUCGUGGACGUGGACUUGGACGUAGACUGGACGUGGUCGUGGAUGUGGACGUGGUCGUAG